This is a messenger RNA of Lutzomyia longipalpis, 1727 nucleotides long. RefSeq lists its product as uncharacterized. Gene Ontology annotation, molecular function: RNA binding. The transcript has 8 exons. Gene Ontology annotation, cellular component: nucleus. The coding region runs from base 526 to 1554 and encodes 342 amino acids. Lineage: Eukaryota; Metazoa; Arthropoda; Insecta; Diptera; Psychodidae. The record is from RefSeq and is a predicted model, not a curated record.
UAUCAGUCUCGCCACAUUCACGCUACUUGGUGGUUGUGUUGCUGCCCGCAUCUUUGUCACUUCCGUGAAAAUACGUCAAAAAAGAUUUUCCACGUCGCGCUGUUGUGACUUUGGGGCGGUUGUGAAUUUCUCGGUGUGUGUUGAAAAGUUUCGCAUUUCCCGCCCCCGCAAUAUACGUGUGAAUUACCCAAAAACGGGCUCGAUUGGGGUUGUUUUUUUUUUUUGCACACGCGGGGAAGGUGAAAAAAUCCGCUCUCUUGUGUGGAAAAUCAUGGGUAUAAGUGAAUAAAAGUGAAUUCUAAUUUUCUCAUGGAGCCGUGAAAGGAAUUUUCGGCGGCUGGGACUAAGAGAAAAUUAUUGUGGGUAAUUUUUCAUUUAAAGUGCUUCCACGAGAGGCACACACACAGCAUUUGGGAAGAAUAUAGGGGGUGAGAGAAGAAGAUAAAGAGAGCGAGAGAGGAAGCGCGGGGUCAGAAGGAGCUUUAUGGUGAACAAGUUGGAGGAAUCAACUUUCUUUUCAGUGAAAUGAAAAUGAAAAUGUCAGUGGUGUCGAACAACACAAACUCUCUGGAUCCACUCUCUGUCCACUCCAGAGUGUUUGUUGGGAAUCUCAACACGUUCCAGUGUUCAAAGACCGAUGUCGAGAAGAUAUUUCAGCGCUAUGGACGUCUCCUUGGUAUUUCCAUGCACAAAGGUUACGCAUUUGUGCAGUAUGCAAAUCCCUUUGAUGCAAGAAAAGCUUGUCAUGGUGAGGAUGGGCGAACGGUCUUAAGUCAAGUGCUCGAUGUAAAUCUUGUGUCGGAGCCGAAGGCGCAUCAAAUUGGACGCAAGAAGCUGCAAAUGGCGAAAAUUGGACAAGACUUUUUGUACACGUCAGCGCUGUUUCAAGGAAAAUUGCAGAAACCGAUGAAAAGGCAGCGGCUCAUGCAACAGCAACAGCACAAUCGCUUGGCGGGCAUUUCAUCAAAAACUAAAUUGAAUUUGUUCCAACUAACACAGGGCUAUCAGCACCAUCAGAUCUUCUUGCAGCAGCACAAAUCGAGGCAGAAGCCACUGUUCCGGAGGAAGCUGGAAAGUGAAGAUACGGGCAGUACGAGGGCGAAUGGACAUGCAUCCGUGCAACAAGUUCACCCCAUUCCCGACCAACCUCAGCACAAGCCACUCAAUAUUGCGGACAACUUCAAAGUAUACAGUAAUGCUGAUACGUUGAUUUGUGGCAACUGCAGAGAACACUUUUCCAACUUGAAGGAUAUUCUAAAUCACAAGAAAACCUACUGUCAACUCCGGAUGACGUGCAAAUGUCAGGAAUUCACAAAUUCCGACGACGCUCAUUUGACAAAAUUGAUUUGUAUAGUGUGCAAGGAGACAUUUACAAAUCCAUGGGAUUUAAUGGUGCAUGCCCAAUCGAAUCAUUCAAUCAGCAUAUACGAGUUGGACGAGGAGAAUCCUCAGAAGGGUGACUUCGAUGGGGAUCCCAAUUCAACAGGUGAUCCCUCGCAAUCCUCCGAUGCAGGAGAUUCGAGUUCGGAUGAAUCUUCUGGGAAAAUGAAUUAAAGUGCAGCACAUUGGGGAGGCGGAAUAUUUUAUCACCUGAAACUUGGGCGUAUUUUGUGAGAUGUAUUAUGUGACAAAAUCUCUUAGAGGCACAGGAAAAAAAAUGAUAUCAAUUCACUUAUCAAAACAACACAAACAAAUUAAAGAAAAUAAAUAUUUGAGGCUUAAAAAAA